AUGUCACAACUCUCUGAUUUUCAAAUCCACAUUAAUGGUCAGCAAACAUUCUUUGUGAAUGAGGAGAUUUUAUCAACAUAUUCAGGAAGGUUGAAGAAGAUCAUCAAGCAGGAAAGGAGAAGGACCCAGAUCAAGAAUUCAGGGAUUGAAAUCGAUGACUUCCCUGGAGGUCCUGAUGGGUUCGAGUUAAUUUCUCGAUUCUGUUACAACAAUGGAAGAAUCACAACCACAGUUUCAAAUGUGUCCCUCCUCCACUGCUGUGCAGUCUACCUUGGAAUGACUGAGAAGCUCUCAACUUGCAAUCUAUUGCUGCAAACACAAGUCUUUCUUGAUGGACUUUUUGAGUGGUCAUGGAAAGACAUACUAGUCUGCCUCAAGAGCUGCGGCUCAUUCUGCAACUAUGCAGAUUCAUCUGGUCUGCUAGACAAACUCAUUUGUGCUCUGUUGGCUAAGAUUGCUCAAAAUUCAGAUAUAAGCAGCCUCAUUGCCGCGUCGUCUUCUACGUCCUCUUCUCCAGAAACUGCAUCUGGGUUUAGACCCUCUUCCUCAUAUAAGAACACCCCUGAAUCAAUCAAGCCAAGCUCAUCAAGCAGAGCUUGGUGGUUUGAUGAUGUGGCCAUUUUACCACCAAAGAUCAUUGAAAAACUCUUCCAGAGUUUGGGUGCUUAUGGAACUGAUAACAACAGCUUGAUCCUCACAAGAUUUCUCCUUCAUUACCUGAAAGUUUCAGCUCAGAGGAAAGCUAAUUAUAAUCAUACAUCAUCAGCUGCUGUGAAUUCAAAAUGUGAGUUUGGUGGUCUUGUGGACACAGCUGUUCAUGGGGUCAUUUCGGUUGGGAGAAAAACGUUUUCCUGCAGAGCGCUGUUUUGGGUAUUGAGGAUUGUGUCUGGCUUUGGACUGAGUAAAGAGUACAGGCUUGGUUUGGAAAGAUUGAUUGGUGGAAUGCUUGAUGAAGCAACAUUGGAUGACUUGCUAGUGUCUGGGCAUGACAGGGGUGUUUAUGAUGUCAAUCUUGUGAUAAGAUUGAUAAGAGUGUUUGUUAAAAGUGAUGGAGUGUCAGUGCAGAAGUUGAAGAUAGCCGGGAGAUUGAUAGAUAAGUACUUGGGUGAAAUAUCCCCUGAUCAGAAUCUCAAGAUCUCUAAAUUUUUGGGAGUUGCAGAGAGUUUACCUGAUUCUGCCAGGGAUUGCUUUGAUGGGGCCUACAGAGCCAUUGAUAUCUAUCUUGAGUCUCAUCCUAGUCUUUCAUUUGAGGAGCGGUCAAGAUUAUGCAGAUGCCUAAACUAUGAAAAGCUGAGCCUUGGAGCAUGUAAAGAGCUUGCCAAGAAUCCAAAAAUCCCACCAAGGAUUGCCAUGCAAGCCCUUAUGUCUCAACAAUCCAAAAUAACACCACCAACACCAAAACCAAAACAACAAUGUGUAAAUUAUGAAAGGUUUGUGUACAAGGGUGAUGCUGAUGAUGAAGAGAGCUUAGCAGAAGAAGGGAAGAUGGAAGAAACACUAAACUUGCAGAGGAUGCAAUGGAGGGUGGUGGAGUUAGAGAAACUGUGCAGGCAAAUGAAGGGGCAGAUGUCAAGGAUGGUGAAGCAUAAUCAUGUUUUGGCUACCCCAACUCAUGCUAGACCUCUGCCUAGACUCUGUUGA
Molecule: messenger RNA, 1641 nt
Organism: Prunus armeniaca (apricot)
Lineage: Eukaryota; Viridiplantae; Streptophyta; Magnoliopsida; Rosales; Rosaceae
Source: the annotation of a GenBank genome assembly